Messenger RNA from Loa loa (African eye worm), 917 nucleotides. RefSeq lists its product as hypothetical. Lineage: Eukaryota; Metazoa; Nematoda; Chromadorea; Rhabditida; Onchocercidae. Gene Ontology annotation, biological process: protein import into peroxisome membrane. The record is from RefSeq and is a predicted model, not a curated record. Gene Ontology annotation, cellular component: peroxisome; peroxisomal membrane. Bases 12 to 827 code for a protein of 271 amino acids. The transcript is spliced from 4 exons.
UUAGCAAGAAAAUGGCAGAAGCAUUUGAAAAUGAAACGGAGAGUGAUUUGUCGGCGUUGCUGGAUAGUGCUUUGGCAGAUUUUGGUCGUACCCGUAACACAGACGAUGAAUUGGAUUCAAUGAUGGAUACAAUGGAUCAGCAAGCUGUGCAAAAAGCAGUUCAGAAAUUUGAUGACGUGAUGAAAACAUUGCAAGGAUCCAGCAGUCAUCCGAAUGUUAGUUCACCUGAAACAAUGCAAAUGACCGUCGACGAGCGCAAAGCUGCUGAGAAUUUUCAAAAUAUGCUUAAAACAUUGGUUGAAGCUGAACAAAAAGCACUUAACGAGCAUCCACCAAAUGAAGAUGACCAGCAUGGUUAUAAUCGGGCUAGUGCUGGAGCUUUUAUCGAGGAAUUGAAAAAAUUAUCAGAACAGGAUCCAGCUAAUAUAGCGGACGAGUCGCAAUAUAAAACGCUAAUAAAUCUUGUUCAAGCAUUCUUUUCAAAAGAUUUGAUGUAUCCGCCACUGAAGCAGCUGCUGGAGAGGUUUCCCAACUAUAUAGCAGAACAUAGUGAGUUAGAUGCGGAAACGAAGGCUCGUUAUGAGAAGCAAAUGGAUGUAAUAGAACGUGUAUGUUUGGAAUAUGAGAAGAAUGAAAGCGGAGAUUUAGAAGAAAUGAAACGGCGGUUUGAUACUAUCACCACAUUAAUGCUGGAAUUACAGUCGUAUGGAUAUCCUCCCGAAGAACUAGUGGGCGAAGCUCCCCCUGGCUGGGUUACGGAUCCUCAAACUGGCUUACCAAAAGUGGAUGAUGUAUCAACGGCUGCCGAAACUUGCUCACUUAUGUAGUUAUUAACUAUUUAAUUUGUUUGUUUUUUCUCUUUUCUUUUUCAGUCUUAGAUCAAUCAUUUUUAUGUAGGGGAACAACACUUAUUGCAG